CCCUGACCCCCGACCCCCGCCGGCCGGCCCCCCGCCCCAGCCCCGGAGGGAGCUCAUGGGAGUAUGAAGGAGAUGGUAGGAGGCUGCUGCGUAUGUUCGGACGAGAGGGGCUGGGCCGAGAACCCGCUGGUCUACUGCGAUGGGCACGCGUGCAGCGUGGCCGUCCACCAAGCUUGCUAUGGCAUCGUCCAGGUGCCAACUGGACCCUGGUUCUGCCGAAAAUGUGAAUCUCAGGAGCGAGCAGCCAGGGUGAGGUGUGAGCUGUGCCCACACAAAGACGGGGCAUUGAAGAGGACUGACAAUGGAGGCUGGGCCCACGUGGUAUGUGCCCUCUACAUCCCCGAGGUGCAGUUUGCCAAUGUGCUCACCAUGGAGCCCAUCGUGCUGCAGUAUGUGCCUCAUGAUCGCUUCAAUAAGACGUGUUACAUCUGCGAGGAGCAGGGCCGGGAGAGCAAGGCAGCCUCAGGAGCCUGUAUGACCUGUAAUCGUCAUGGAUGUCGACAAGCUUUCCAUGUCACCUGUGCCCAAAUGGCAGGCCUGCUGUGUGAGGAAGAAGUGCUGGAGGUCGACAAUGUCAAAUACUGUGGCUACUGCAAAUAUCACUUCAGCAAGAUGAAGACAUCCAGGCACAUCAGUGGUGGAGGAGGAGGAGCAGGAGCAGGAGCAGGAACAGGAGCAGGAGCAGGAGGAGGAGGAGGAGCAGGAGGAGGAGGAGGAGGAGGAGGUGGCAGCGGUGGUGGUGGCAGUGGAGGUGGCACAGGGGGAGGCAGCAGUGGCUUCAUCUCUGGCAGGAGAAGCCGGUCAGCAUCACCAUCCACCCAGCAGGAGAAGCACCCUGCUCACCAUGAGAGGGGCCAGAAGAAGAGUCGAAAGGACAAAGAACGCCUUAAACAGAAGCACAAGAAGCGGCCUGAGUCCCCUCCCAGCAUCCUUGCCCCGCCUGUGGUCCCCACUGCUGACAAGGUUUCUUCCUCAGCUUCCUCUUCCCACCAUGAGGCCAGCACGCAGGAGACCUCCGAGAGCAGCAGGGACUCAAAGGGGAAAAAGUCUUCCAGCCAUAGUCUGAGUCAUAAGGGGAAGAAGCUGAGCAGUGGGAAGGGUGUGAGCAGUUUUACCUCCACCUCCUCUUCCUCCUCCUCCUCUUCCUCCUCUGGGGGGCCCUUCCAGCCUGCAGGUUCAUCCCUGCAGAGCUCCCCUGACUUCUCCACAUUCCCCAAACUGGAGCAGUCAGAGGAUGACAAGUACUCCAAACCCACAGCCCCUACCCCGUCAGCCCCUCCCUCACCUUCAGCUCCUGAACCCCCCAAGGCUGACCUCUUUGAGCAGAAGGUGGUCUUCUCUGGCUUUGGGCCCAUCAUGCGCUUCUCCACCACCACCUCCAGCUCAGGCCGAGCCCGGGCCCCCUCCCCUGGCGACUAUAAAUCUCCCCACAUUUCGGGGUCCGGGACCUCAGCAGGCACCCACAAGCGGAUGCCCACAUUGAACGCUACCCCUGCACCUGCUGAGGAAACCCCUGAGACAGGCCUGAAGGAGAAGAAGCACAAAGCCAGCAAGAGGAGCCGACACGGGCCAGGCCGUCCCAAGGGCAGCCGGAACAAGGAGGGUGCUGGGGGCCUGGCUACCCCCUCCUUACCUGGUGCCCAGCUGGCUGGCUUUACCGCCACUGCUGCCUCACCCUUCUCCGGAGGCUCCCUGGUCAGCUCUGGCCUGGGGGGUCUGGCCUCCCGCACUUUUGGGCCUUCCGGGAGUUUGCCCAGCCUGAGCCUCGAGUCCCCACUGCUGGGGGCAGGCAUCUACACCAGUAAUAAGGACCCCAUCUCCCAUGGUGGUGGGAUGCUGCGGGCUGUCUGCAGUACACCCCUCUCCUCCAGCUUGCUGGGGCCCCCAGGGACCUCAGCCCUGCCCCGCCUCAGCCGCUCCCCAUUCACCAGCACCCUCACCUCCUCCUCUGCUUCCAUCUCCACCACUCAGGUGUUUUCUCUGGCUGGCUCUACCUUCAGCCUCCCUUCUGCCCACAUCUUUGGAACCUCUAUGGGCGCUGUUAACCCCCUUCUCACCCCAGCUGAGAGCAGCCAUACAGAGCCAGACCUGGAGGACUGCAGCUUCCGGUGUCGGGGGACCUCCCCACAGGAGAGUCUGUCUUCCAUGUCCCCCAUCAGCAGCCUCCCUGCACUCUUCGAUCAAACUGCGUCCGCACCUUGCGGGGGCGUCCAGCUAGACCCUGCAGCCCCGGGAACGACUAAUAUGGAGCAGCUGCUGGAGAAGCAGGGCGACGGGGAGGCCGGCGUCAACAUCGUGGAGAUGCUGAAGGCGCUGCACGCGCUGCAGAAGGAAAACCAGCGGCUGCAGGAGCAGAUCCUGAGCCUGACGGCCAAGAAGGAGCGGCUGCAGAUUCUCAACGUGCAGCUCUCUGUGCCCUUCCCCGCCCUGCCUGCAGCCUUGCCUGCCGCCAACGGCCCUGUCCCUGGACCCUAUGGCCUGCCUCCCCAAGCCGGCAGCAGCGACUCCUUGAGCACCAGCAAGAGCCCUCCAGGGAAGAACAGUCUUGGCUUGGACAACUCGCUGUCCACAUCCUCCGAGGACCCACACUCAGGCUGCCCAAGCCGCAGCAGCUCGUCGCUGUCCUUCCACAGCACGCCCCCACCGCUGCCCCUGCUCCAGCAGAGCCCUGCCACUCUGCCCUUGGCCUUGCCUGGGGCCCCUGCCCCACUCCCGCCACAGCCACAGAAUGGGUUGGGCCGGGCAUCUGGGGCAGCAGGGCUGGGGGCCAUGCCCAUGGCUGAAGGACUGUUGGGGGGGCUCGCAGGCAGUGGGGGCCUGCCCCUCAAUGGGCUCCUGGGGGGGUUGAAUGGGGCUGCCGCUCCCAACCCUACAGGCUUGAGCCAGGCUGGUGGGGCCCCCACGCUGCAGCUGCCAGGUUGUCUCAACAGCCUGACCGAGCAGCAAAGACACCUCCUUCAGCAGCAAGAGCAGCAGCUCCAGCAGCUCCAGCAGCUCCUCGCCUCCCCACAGCUCACCCCGAGCCCAGGACCCAGGCUGGCAGCAAGGAGAGACAGCGGGGACCUUGGCCAUAAGCAGCCUGGCCUCCUUGCAGGAGCACCAGACGGUUGUCUACCAGAUGAUCCAACAGAUCCAGCAGAAGCGGGAGCUGCAGAGGCUGCAGAUGGCUGGGGGCUCCCAACUUCCCAUGGCCAGCCUGUUGGCAGGAAGCUCCACCCCACUGCUGUCAGCGGGCACCCCUGGCCUGCUGCCUGCGGCAUCUGCCCCGCCUCUGCUGCCCGCUGGAGCCCUUGUGGCCCCCUCACUCAGCAACAACACCAGUCUCAUGGCGGCAGCAGCUGCAGCUGCAGCAGUCGCAGCUGCAGGCGGACCUCCAGUCCUCACUGCCCAGACCAACCCCUUCCUCAGCUUGUCGGGGACGGACAACAGUGGCAGUUGCCCCAAAGGAGGGACCGCUGACAAAGGAGCCUCAGCCAACCAGGAAAAAGGCUAAAUCUACCUGUACCCCUCCUGACCCCUAAAUGGAGGGGACAGAUCCUGGCUUAAGGGGUCCUAUCCUGGAGCAGGCAUCUGGGCCCAGACACUGGAAGAACCCCGACCCAGAGCCUGUGCUGAGGCCCAGGGAGUGUUGGGGGCUCCUGGUGCAAGGACUGAGAUUGGGAGGGGAGCCCCUUCCAUCUGCAUCCCCACCCCCUGUCUGCACUGUCUGCUUUGUGAGAAGCUCAGAGGGAGGACAGGCUCUAAGCCUGCCUAGGAGCCCCCACCCUCAGCAAAUGUUUUGAGGUCCCCCAGAGAGCAAAGUGGGCCAUGACGUAAGUGUGGGAUUGGUUGGACCCACCACAUAAAACAGAUCAGCACUUGAAAGGGGAGCAGUGGAGGGUAGACCUAGGCUUAUCCCUGCAUGGAAGUCUUCAUGGAAGAAGGGCUGGCCCCACUUGACCUGCAGUUUCUUCCCAAUCUGGGCAAAUGGCAGAAGGGAUCCCUUUGACUGUUUCUCACUGUCCCUCUCCCUCACCAAGGGUCACAAGCUGAGCUUGUAAAAGCCCACAGAUGUAGGGGGAGUGAGGAAGGGCAAGACAGCAUCAAACCCAGGCCAGGCCUCCUGCACCUCUUGUGACCCCACUAGUGGGGCAUAGGGAGGCCCUCACCGUCCUUGGUGCCCUGCCCCUUGUUUGCACUAUUGGCUUGAGGAGUGCGGAGGGUGGGGAGACGGAGCUGGCUGACUCAACAGUGUGAGUGUGUCUGUGUGCAUGUGUAUGUGUGUGUGUGUGUUUCUGUCUGUUUGUCUGUCUUCCCCUGGACCUGGGGCCGCAAGGGCAGAAACAGGCGCAGUGGUUAGCACCAGAGGGGGAAGCUCCCAGCUCUUGUUUGUACCCUCCCCCCUCACCAACUCUGGCCCCUUUCAGGGGCAUGAAUGGUUAACAAAAAACCAGAAAAGUACUCCAGUUUUGGAGAGUAACUGGGGGCUAGGGGUUUUGAAUCAGGGUAAUAUCCUGCCUUCCCUCCUCCAGACCCCACUUGGUCUCAGGGCCCCCUGGGCCCCCUUCCCUUAUUGGUAGUUUGGUCCAUUUUCCCUAACACAAGGGGGACCCCAGGGAUUGGGAGAGGGAACAAGGGAGGUGAAGUGCCGCUUCUUUCAGUAAAAGUCUCCCUCCCAGAAUUAGCCAGCCUGCCCUCGCGCACUCCACCCCACCCCCACCAACUAGGGGAGCCACUGAAGCUGACCUAACAGCUGUCUCCUCACCCACCAGCUAUUUCCCUGGGGUGUUGUGGGCAGUUCUCACUGUAAAGCAGUCCCCAUCUGCCCAGGGCCUUUGGCAGCAAAGGCUGAGUGGGCCACUGGAAGACUGGAGACCCGUGUCCCUGUCUCACUUGCACUGGGGUGGAGCUGUUGGUCCUUUGGCAUUUCCAGCUUUCCCUGAAGCUCAAGUCCUGUUGGUCUCUUUGCAUGUGUGCAUUUUUGUGUGUGUGUUUCUGUUUGGGUUUUUGUUGUUGUUGGGAUUUUUUUGUUGGUUUUUUUAAAUAAAGAAAAGAAGAUGUGUAUAUUUUUGGCAA
Messenger RNA from Marmota monax (woodchuck), 5055 nucleotides. It is a transcript of the gene Mllt6, whose product is annotated as MLLT6, PHD finger containing. The coding region runs from base 64 to 3459 and encodes 1131 amino acids. Lineage: Eukaryota; Metazoa; Chordata; Mammalia; Rodentia; Sciuridae. The record is from RefSeq and is a predicted model, not a curated record. The transcript has 20 exons. Gene Ontology annotation, biological process: regulation of transcription by RNA polymerase II. Gene Ontology annotation, molecular function: histone binding; nucleosome binding. Gene Ontology annotation, cellular component: nucleus.